AUGAAACACGAGUCUGUGGUGAUGAAACAAGAGUCUGUGGUGAGGCUGAAACACGAGUCUGUGGUGAUGCUGAAACACGAGUCUGUGGUGAUGCUGAAACAAGAGACUGUGGUGAUGAAACACGAGUCUGUGGUGAUGAAACACGAGUCUGUGGUGAUGCUGAAACAAAAGUGUGAGCAGACGAUAGCAUCACGUGACUCACUUUCAGCCAAGCGCGCGGCAGUUCUUCAGCAGAUACCGGCGAGAGUGCAACAACGGAGAGACCGACCAACAGAAAACAUGAGAUCGUGGCUGUUUGUGUUACUUCUGGUCCUCGCCAGUGCGGCCUACAUCGUGAGAGCUCAAGAAAAUACGUCCGCAGAACCGGAACCGGAAGUAUCCGCCACAGAAAGUACAUCAGCUACCAGUAGCGUCGUCCCAGAGACGUCAGAAGAACCAAGUGGAUGCUCAUCGAUGCAUAACGUCUUCUGGGUAGCAUCAUCCAUCAUUUGUGCUUUCAUUAUCCGUGCCUUAUUGUAAAGCAUUCACAGACUUUCAGAAAGAAAGUUUCAGAAGACUUUCACAGCCGCCAUUUUGUUGUCGAUACUGAUGUUUUCGCUUGUGGUAUAUCAUGGACGUAAUAUUGUGGAUUCCAUUGGUCAGAAUUGUUAGAAAGAGAAAAUGAUGUCAUUGAUGACGUAGUCCCUACAUCGGAGAUGUCUCAUGUGAUGUCAUGGAUGACGUAGUCACUCUGUCGGAGAUGUCUCAUGAAGUUCGACUCAUCAUGCACUGCGUUCUUGUCACAAUACUGUUAGUAACUGAUUUGUUUUAAUGAUCAAGUAAAUAGAUAUAUAAAUACAUAGAUGUAAUGCAA
Molecule: messenger RNA, 853 nt
Organism: Gigantopelta aegis
Lineage: Eukaryota; Metazoa; Mollusca; Gastropoda; Neomphalida; Peltospiridae
Exons: 4
Coding region: 1-519 (172 amino acids)
Source: RefSeq, a predicted model, not a curated record